Messenger RNA from Bradysia coprophila, 6940 nucleotides. It is a transcript of the gene Atg17, whose product is annotated as autophagy-related 17. The record is from RefSeq and is a predicted model, not a curated record. Gene Ontology annotation, molecular function: molecular adaptor activity; protein kinase binding. Gene Ontology annotation, biological process: reticulophagy; autophagy of mitochondrion; glycophagy. NCBI's taxonomy places the organism in Eukaryota, Metazoa, Arthropoda, Insecta, Diptera, Sciaridae. Gene Ontology annotation, cellular component: Atg1/ULK1 kinase complex; phagophore assembly site membrane.
CAAUCAUAAUAACAAAGAACUUACCAAAAGCUAGCAGCUGAGAGGAAAUAAAAGUGAAACGAAAGUUAAAUUAAUUAGUGUUUCUAGUACAUGUCCUUUUUAUGUUACCAAAUAUUAGUAAAGUAACGCAAUCAAAGUUUUCGCUGCAGACCUAACAGCGGAAAGUGUAAUAUAUUUAGUUUGAUAAGUGAAGUGCGAAAACAUUCGAAUAUUACAACAAAGCGAACAUAUUCAUUUUGGAUAGUUCCUGCACGACUCCAUAAUAGCAUCCCGCAACGUACAUCCACACAUAUAUAUAUUUAUGUUCCAGAGAGCGUAGUCAAAUAUAUUCAAAAGGUGUGUGGAUACAAGCAGCAUUUUCCUGCAGUAAAAGCUGAUAGUAAAAAGAAAAUGGGAUUUGGUUCAUUGUUAAAUUAAGUGUUGAAGUGAUACACGAAGUAAACAAACAGGAAACGAAGCCAACAAAAUCAAUUUCUUAUGUUCAAAGUGAGGUGAAAAAUAAUAAAAAAUCAUUCAAUAUGUUGUACAUAUUUCACGUGGACACCGGUCAUAUGAUGAAAUUUGACAUGAAUAUGGCUCUGGAAAGCGUGCAAAGCUUAAAGGAUACUAUCGAAAGACUGCAUGGUCUACCGACCAAUCAUCAGGUGUUGUUGAUAAGCGGCGGAGAGAUUUUACAGGAUGGAUCAAGAGUGUGUAGCUACUCGUCCGGCACGGAUACGAAUCCUAUUUAUAUGUUUAACACAUCAUUCGUAGAACUAAAAAAUGCCCAUCCACCGGGACCGAGCAUAGAACCGGAUGACUUCAAAGAACAAGUAAAGCGCUCACUAAAUCUGCCUGCCAACUAUAGUACAGUGUACAAUCGUGCCCAGCUUGCGCAAAAAAUUCACGAGCGAGCAAAAGAGGAGAUUAAAAUAUGCGAAACGUUAGUAUACGAACAGCACUUACAGCAGCAAGGAUGGGCUGCUGUAAUCGCCAACAUGGAAGACCUGACUGAUGAGUUUCGGCAACGCUGUGAAGAUUUUUAUCGGUCAUUCGAUCAACAUUUAUCGCGGCAAACCGAGUACAAUGAGUUUCUAAGCAGUUUCAGCGAAGAUUUGGAGAAACUGUCGCGAAUUCCCAUUUUACCCGGCCUGAUGUCGGAUGCAUCGCAAGGAUUUCAUGGAUUCGACGACAUUUACGAGGAAAAUGAAUCGUCAUCGGCAGCAGAUAGUACGGAACGUCCAAGUAGUAGAAGUAGAUUGAAUAGUGAACAGCUGGAUACCGAAGAGCCGUCAAACGAUGAAAUGGAAAUCAGCGAACAACAGAAGGCCCGCGGAUUGACAUUGCUGAAUUGGAUAUCGGCGAAAGAGAAUCAGGCCACGUUGCAGAGUAUGGCCGAAAGUUGUGUGAAAGGAUUGAAAAAAAUUGACCAAGAAGUCAUUACGUCGCUAAAAACGAAUGUGGAAAACAUCAUUUCAUCAGCAACAAUGGAAGAUAUCAAGGAGGUCAAAGGAUUGAAAUCGCGUCUCGAAGGCUUAGAUCGUCUGAUGUUUGAGGCGAAAAAGAAGACCCAAGAUCAGAACGAACUGGCCACGGCCUUCCAGCAGAAUCAGAUCCGAGCGAACAAUUUGGGCGACGCAUCGAUUUUGCCCGACUUGUGUGAAUCGCAUUCUAGUCAACUGAAUGUCAUGUUGAAGAACCACUUGGACAUCCGUGACAUUCGUCGGCGUGUUUCAACGGCCAAAGAGGAAUUGGGCGUUAAUCUAAUGCAGCGACUUAAGUUUAUAGUUCAAAUAGAGAAUCGUAUGAGUGACUUAGAUAAUCAAUUGCUUUUCUAUCAUCGUUGCUUGCGACGCGUUCAACGUCAUUUAAUCAUCAUCGAGCAAAUUCAUCAUGCGCCCAGCAUGUACGUUACGGCUGUAACGGAAGUGGUGAGACGUAGACAAUUUUCAACCAAUUUUUUAAUUUGGGCUUCCGAUUUAGCUUCUCGGUUAGUUUCGAUUUACGAUGAGGAAGUUAUGAGACGACAAGACUUUUGUGCUUCAUUCGAAGGACAUUUUCUAAAUUCAUUAUUUUCGGGUACGAACGACAUGCCACCAACUUAUGCUAUACAAGCGCCAUCGAUUUUUGACUCAGGAUUGCCUAAUUUAACACAAAACGACCUCGAUGUGCUCUCUACGUGUUUACCAGAAGUGACAUCAAAAAUACCACUUCCAGACCUAAGUGCUGUGAUACAAUUCUUUAUGCAAACGAGCGGGAAUUCGAUUCAAACAGGGAAGGAUAAAAAUCCAUUGGAAAAGAAUGUCAAAGACGGGUGUGAUUCGGAGACCGAUACCGAGGAAUUCGAGCAAGUGGGCCAGAUAGAACGACGUCAAGUCAGUACAUCAACAACAGAUGUGACACAACCGCCAGAAACUGCCUCGAUGAGUACAUCAACGUUAGAGAUAGCUACGCGACAUGUGGAAACGAUAACCGAGGAAAAUCUGGGCAGUACACGCCUAGAAGUGGAACGUCUACGAGGAUUACUCCAUUCUAUGCACAGUGUGUGUCGAAAUGCCGUUGGUCUGCUUCGUGAGCAACUGUCCAACAUCAAAAAAGAUUCCGAUUCUGGUAAACAGGCGCUGGAACAUCAAUUCGAGAAAAUCGCUGAGACGUGGGACAAAAUCAAAGACGAAGCACAGAAUCGCGAACGGGAAGCCAUCAAUCGGCUGACCGUCGACCAUGAACUGGAAUUGAAUGACAUAAAGAAGUAUUUGAAUACGAAGGUCGAGGAAAUCGAUGCGUUGACCAGCGACAAAAGUCGUCUGGAAGAAAUGCAUAAACGACUUGUAGCCGAGCACGAUAAAGACAAAGAAGACUUGCGAAAAUCGAUUGACGAGAUGACCAAUCGGAUCGCCGAAAUGGAAGCACAAGCGAAUCAGGUGCUCGCCGAUAAACAAAAGGCUGUGAAUGAAAUUAGAGAUAAGUUACAUCGGGAGCACAAAACCGAAAUUGAGUCGCUGCGUUGCCGCUUCAAAUUGAUGGCCACUAUGGACCGUUCGCCAUCCGAAACGAGUCUGGAGAAAAUCGAACGACCCGAUGCCAUCGAAAUCCACGGCUCCAUACCGAAGUUUUCGUUCGGCACCAGUUCGCCGAAAUCACCCACAUCCAGUCAGGAUAUGUUCAAACGGAUUCUGGAUGAGAAGGAACGUCAAUUGGAUACGAUGCGUGAGCGUAUGGACGUGCUAGCGCGUGAGAAUAUGCGGUACAAAGGAACGAUUCAAAAUUUGGCCGAUUCGGAUGAAACGGGUAAACAGAUGUCGAUGUUACGAGCUCAAUUAGAUGCGAUGCAGUUGGAAAAGCAAAAAUUAGAAAACGAAUUGAAAGCAGAGCGAAGUAGACGGGACAUGGAGGCAUCAGUAACUGUGGAUCGAAGUGUUCUGACGACUUCCACCCGAGAACUUGUGAGUCCUUCAUCCAGCUCAUCGUCUCGUCUUCGGAGCUACUGUCAGCGGCACUUUAUUUGCAUUGACUCGUGCACCCGUGGUGAUCACGUGUUGAUCGUUUGGAAUGGAUCUCAUCGACAAUUUACAAUUGUUCAAGAUAAUCCAGUUCUAUUUUUCCUGCACGCCGACAGCCAUGAAGCAUUGAAUUUAACGGUACCACCCGAAAGGGAGCCACCAUUAUGUCAUGCACUCGGCAUCGUCACCGACAAAGAGUACUGCCAUGCUAAGAAGAACGAGAAUCGAUACAAAGUCUCAGUGGGAACCAAAUUCUAUCGAGUGAAAGUUCGACCUCGAUCACCAGCUAAAUGCGAGGGAAAGUGUUGCCCGAAACGUGAACGUCAUGACACUGAAAAAUCACACCAGCAACAACAACAACAACCAGCCAUUGUCGCGUCAGCGAUUCCACAGAAUUUGAUCGAUUCAUUUGCACAAACCGAUGCUGUUGACAAUGCAAAUCGAGACAUGGUUGAUUCGGGACUGUCCAUUCAUACACGGGGUAGCUACAAAGAACGCAAUAUUAGCAUUACCGAAGAAGAUGAGCCAAUAUCGCUGUCGUACGAACGUCCACAUUACAUUAGCGUUACGGAGGAAGAGGAAAAGCCAUCCGGAAGUCAGCGCAAUGAGGACACAACAGAAGGAAAACUGUUAGAUGAUUCAGAAGAUGAAUUCUUUGAUACACCGAAUGUAACGUGGAAUUAGGAUAAGGAUGUAGGGAAGAAAAAAUAAAUUAAAUGUUUAAGUAUGUAGUGGAUCGUUGCGUAUAAUAAGCUGCAUUGUCAACACAAAGUAUUUUAAAUGUGCAUAAAAUAAUGUUUUUAUUUCCCUUAACUUAUUUUCUUUUUGUUGUACGACGAAAACGAUUUUAUUUUUAAAAUUGAAUUGAACUAUAAAAAUCCGUUGAUGAUGAUUUGUGAGCUAUGCAAAUUGUGUAAGUAAUUUUUUUUAACAAUUUUCAUUUCACUGUAACAUGCUAAUUACAAUUAAAAGAUCGAGAUAAAAUUUUCACGUAGUCAUUAGAUGCUAAAUGGGAGGAAUGAGGAAAAUUUUAAUGAAUGGAACCAGAUUGCAAUUUUCUGUCAUAUACCGCAUUAAACUAGCUUUGACGACAUAAUACACUAAAUCUUUUUACAUCCAGAAACCAAAAAUUAAUUUUAUUGGAACGACUUCUGCGGCAUUUGAUUUGCUUGAAGUAGUAAUUCCAGGUGUUUGAGAUAUUUUCCCUAAUUGCUCCUAAAUGAAUUGCUUUCCAUUGGUCACCCUUAUCAUUAUAUGGCGUACUGUUGUUGGAAUUUCAGUCUGAGAAAUGUUUACCAACGAGAAAAUUACACUCCUUUCACCAAAACACAUUAUAAUGAAUUGUCCAAUUACAAUUUAAGCUUGAGUGUUGUAUCGCUUCUCAAUGUUCUAGGCUUUUGAUACUCAGUGGCUACCUGAGGUUCUUAUUGAAAUAACAUCUUUUCAAUGUGAAGAUGUUAGGUUAACAUGUUCGUUUCAGUCUGUUGGCUUACGUGAUGUGAAAUUGCUUAAUUUCAUUGAUCUCACGUUCAGUGAAUUUCUUUUUAAUUAAUUGACCGUGACAAUGUUAUUUCCAAAUUAAAAUAGAAGUGGCCAAUGAGCUGAGUUUCCGGCCGAGAUUGUUGGUAAUAUUAGAACAAAAAUGAAGUUUUAGCACAUUGAUUGGAUCGAUAAUGUUCAUCAGUUUAAUUAAAUGUUCAGGUCGAGUAAUUAGUAGGAUUAAGCAUACUGAUUCCCCAUUGCGAAAAUCUUCAAAUCAGAUAGAUGUCUGCCUUCAAAUUCACUACCAACACAAACAAAUUUUUAGUUUGAGGAAUUUGUAUCAAAACUGCCCCCUUGCUUCCUGUGUCUUCAGCCGAUGUAGACGCAUCUCCGUCACCUUUUGAACUAUGAACGAAAACUCUUUUUUUCGGCUUCUGAACUGUUCCGGGUGACCAAUUCUGAGCAAAAAUUAAAUUUUCUUAAACCCUUCAUUCCAACAUUAUUUCUGCUUCCAUACUCAGUCAAAUGAUAAGCUCAUCAAUAUGGUUCGUGAAUCAAAUGAUAUGAUAGAAGAAAGUCCAUUAUAAAUUUAACAGUUCACCCUUCCCUUCUUCAUCAAAAUUAUAGGCAUCCAUCCUUCUAUGAAGUUAACAUUUUCCUCUUCUAAUCUUAAAACUUAACAAAAACUUGUCUUAAAAACGAGAUUGUAUUUAAUAUUUCAGAUACCCACCCGUAGGAUUGGAUUUUUCACUCUUAUUGAACCACUUAUAAUGCCAUUUUAAAACACAAAUAGAAAAAUUUUUAAACAAAAAUGAAUUAGAAAGUAAAAUGUUAGAUGUAGCUUCAAGACGGAAGUAACAUUUGAGCGUAAAUAAAAGUGAAAUGACAAAUUUAAAAAAAAAACGUAAAAAAAACCAAAACUUUUAAAUCAACGAAAUUAUUAGGAACUGUUGUACAUUCGAUGGGAAUUUAUUCUGCUUAAAAGAAAACAAUUGAAAAACAAGAAACGUAAAAAACUUAUCAACAGAAUCUAAAGUAAAAAAAUCGGAUCACUUAAUUUCAGAUUGGCUGUUUUAUAUCGUCUCUUUAUCAUUGGGAAAUAAAUGGAUCGAAACAAUUAAGAAAAAAGCGAAAAUUGUGAAGCAUCAGAUUUAUGUAGAUCGCUUAAAAGCUUUGACAAAAUAGAUUUGAUUUUAACAAAAUGAAAAUGAUUGUAGAGAUAGAGAUAUUUGUACUCGAUAAAUAUGUUUGCUCGCUGGUAAAUAUUGAUUCAAUGAAAAAUGUUACACAAAACGAAGAAAAUUAUGAUCAAAUUGAAACAAUACCGAUUCGAUGUGGUAGAUGGCAGCCGUUUUCUUUUUGUCUAUUUAAGUUUCUUUAACAGAUUAACUGAUUAGUCUCCUCAAAGUCAUUUCCAACUCUUUUUAUUUCGUUUAUUUUAAGAAAUUUUUAAUUAUUUUUCUAAUAAGAAACGAUCAAGUAAAAUAACUGUUUGGUCAUAAGUUUUGUAAAAUUUGAAAGUUUUGCAUUGAAACGGAUGGAAUGAUUUAGAAAUUUUGAGUAAAAGAUAUUGAAAACGGAUAAUUGUUUAAAUGGAUUGUGACAAAAUGCGGAUGAUUUUAUUCUAAUUAAUUAUAUCAAAAAUAUUGUGCCUCUGAGUUAGUAUGCGAAUGAUAUUUUAAGGUUAACCAAUUUGAUAAGAAAAUGAGUAAAAACUAAAAAUAAAAAAAAAUAAAAAAAAUAAAGAAACAAAAUCAAGGGAAUGGUAAAUAUUUUGUCUGAAAUUGAAAUUUGAAUCUUUACUCCCUCUCCAACAAACUUAAAUCCGAUUAUUUAUAAUCAAAUUGAAUGAAUCGAUUAUAGCUUUUAAUUGGCAUUCUCUUUAUUGUUUUUUUCGUGCAUAUUUCAGAGUUGAUUUUAUCAGUUUUUUUCUUCUUUCGUUUUUCGAAGAGUGAUGAUCGUUCUUUUGGUAAAUAAUA